This is a messenger RNA of Hypomesus transpacificus, 1988 nucleotides long. RefSeq names its product RFT1 homolog (gene rft1). Bases 157 to 1779 code for a protein of 540 amino acids. Gene Ontology annotation, cellular component: endoplasmic reticulum membrane. NCBI's taxonomy places the organism in Eukaryota, Metazoa, Chordata, Actinopteri, Osmeriformes, Osmeridae. Gene Ontology annotation, biological process: glycolipid translocation; dolichol-linked oligosaccharide biosynthetic process. The record is from RefSeq and is a predicted model, not a curated record. The transcript is spliced from 10 exons.
GUAUACGAUGUGUACGGAAGUGCGGUAAGUGUGUAGAGACAUGAGUAAAAAUGUCGGAUUUCAACUCCGCGAUGUAAAACCUGGGUUUGUUGAGAUGACUUGGUGUUUAUACCAGCUUGCCACUUAGCUGUGUCAUACAGGACUUUACACAGGACAAUGAAGUCCCAAGACGUGUUGAAGGAUGCAUCCACUCUUGCUUCAUACAAUGUAUUGCUACAGGUGAUGUUUCGUGUGCUCACCUUCUUGCUGAAUGCGUUUACCCUUCGUUUUGUUUCCAAAGAGCUCAUUGGUGUUGUUAAUGUAAGGCUAACACUGCUGUACUCCACGCUGGUAUUCUUGUCCAGAGAGGCAUUCAGGAAAGCAUGUCUUAGUGGAUCUGGAACAGAUCCUAACUGGAGACAGGUCAUCAACCUGCUAUGGCUGACGUUGCCUUUGGGUGUUCUGUGGGGGUCCCUGCUUGUGUGUGUUUGGCUAUGGCUCCUGGAAGUGCCAGACCCCCAGGCCAUUCCACACUAUAGCCCUGCUGUGGGGCUUUUUGCCCUGGCUGCUGUGCAGGAGCUGCUGGCUGAACCGCUCUGGGUCCUGGCUCAAGCACACUUGUUUGUCAGACUGAAGGUGGUGGCAGAGAGCUUGGCGAUGAUUGCUAAGUGUGUUCUGACAGUGGUUCUGGUGGUAUCUGCCCCUCAGUGGGGCCUGUACAUCUUCUCUAUGGCUCAGCUGGUGUACACAGGGUCCCUUGUCUUGUGCUACUUUGGCUACUUCCUGCAUUUUUGGGGCUCUGGUGAAGCCCAAAGGAAGGCCUUCCCCCUUCGCUGCAUUGGAGACCUGCUGCCUUCCAGGGUGAAUGAAGAGCCGUGGGUGGACUGGACCCUGGCCAGGCUGACGUGGAGCUUCUUUAAGCAGUCCUUCCUGAAGCAGAUCCUGACGGAGGGAGAGAGAUAUGUCAUGACCUUCCUGAACGUGCUUAGUUUUGGGGAUCAGGGUAUAUAUGACAUUGUCAACAACCUGGGCUCCAUGGUGGCCCGCUUCAUCUUCCUGCCCAUUGAGGAGAGCUUCUAUGUCUUUUUUGCCAAAGUUCUGGAGCGAGGGCGGGAUGUGAAGAGUCAGAAGCAGGAGGAUGUUGCUAUCGUGGCUCAGGUUCUGGAAUCUCUUUUGAAGUUGGUGCUUGUGAUUGGUCUGAUCAUCACAGUGUUUGGAUAUGCCUACUCUGAACUUGCGUUGGACAUUUAUGGGGGCUCCCUGCUCAGCAGUGGAACAGGGCCCAGUCUAUUACGAUGUUUCAGCUCAUAUGUACUUCUGCUCGCUAUCAAUGGAGUGACUGAGUGCUUUGUCUUUGCUGCCAUGAGCCAAGAGGAGGUAGACAGGUAUAACCUGGUGAUGCUAGCUCUGUCAGUCUCCUUCCUGGUCUUGUCCUACAUGCUGACAUGGUGGGCAGGGGGAAUCGGCUUCAUCCUGGCCAACUGUUUAAACAUGGGCCUCCGUAUCCUGCACAGCCUCCUCUACAUCCACCGCUACUUCCAGCAGAGCCCCUGGACCCCCCUGCGUGGCCUCCGGCCCUCCCCAGCCCUGCUGCUCUCUCUGGCUCUCAGUGCAGCCCUCACUACCCUAUCUGAGGGUGCGUUCUGCUGUGAUGGAGGGUGGAUGCUGAGGCUGGUCCAUGUUGCUGUUGGAGCAGGAUGUCUUCUGGGUGUGCUUGGCACUGUCCUCCUUACAGAGACUCAACUUGUUCAGUUUGUCCAGACUCAGCUUCUGCCCAGGUACAGAAAGAAGCAGACAUAAAUCUUCCCUGUAAUAGGCAGAACAGACUUCCAUCAUCCCUUAAAAAUGUGUAAGUAAAUACUGUAAAGGGGGAAGCAAGAACCGUGCUUUUCUCUUUGAAGCAUUCCAAGUAUCCAAGCGGUCUGUGGAUGGCUCUUUGUAUAGUACAUUUUGUAUAUGUUCAUAUGGCUGUAUACCCAUAUAUUUUGGUUUUCUAACAUUUAGGCCUA